Messenger RNA from Colletotrichum navitas, 1131 nucleotides. Its product is annotated as glutamine amidotransferase class-I. The record is from RefSeq and is a predicted model, not a curated record. The coding region runs from base 309 to 1070 and encodes 253 amino acids. Gene Ontology annotation, cellular component: cytosol; nucleus. Lineage: Eukaryota; Fungi; Ascomycota; Sordariomycetes; Glomerellales; Glomerellaceae. The transcript has 2 exons.
CCGCGACCCCUCCACUACCCAUCCAUGCCGGACCGCGGUCGGGGCGGGGAGCCGGCAACCUCGAGCAGCCACACACACACACACGACACACGCUUUGUCACGAGGCCUUCUUUUAUCUCAUCCUUUGUCGUCUUUUGUCUUCGUCCCGACUCCUAUCUUUUGUAUCGUACAUAUCCAACCGUCGCUCCCAGAUAUCGCCGAAUCUCAUUCUUCGUUUCGUAUCCAAUACAUACUCUGUAUAUACACAUAGCUACCCACCUAGGUAUAUAUACAUAUACAGCACUCAAACACCAAAUUCCUACACCAAGAUGGGCUCUCAGCCACCCCGCAUCCGCCUGGCCAUCCUCGAGGCCGACACGCCGCAGCCGCAGACGGAGAUCCAGUACGGCGGCUACGGCGGCGUCUUCACGGCGCUCCUCCGCACCGCCGCUCUGGCCGACGACCCGCCCGCGCCGCUCGACAGCAUCGUCGACCUCUCCGUCUACCACGUCGUCGGCGACGACGCCGCCUACCCGGACCUGGACUCCGUCGAUGCCAUCCUCAUCUCCGGCAGCAAGCACAACGCCUUCGACAACGACCCCUGGAUCCUCAAGCUGGUCGACUUCACCAAGAGCUGCAUCGACAGCGGCCGCGUGAGGGUCAUUGGCGUGUGCUUCGGCCACCAGAUCACCGCCCGCGCGCUGGGCGUCGAGGUCAAGAGGAGCGACCUGGGCUGGGAGGUCGCCGUGGUCGACGUCAAUCUCACGCCCAAAGGAAAGGAGAUCUUUAAGCUGGACAAGAUGAGAAUUCACCAAAUGCACCGGGACAUCGUCACGGCCAACCCUCCCGGCGCCGAGUCUCUCGCCUACACGGAUCUGUGCCCCGUGCAGGGCUUCUACUCGCCAAAGAGGUUCAUCACCGUCCAGGGUCACCCUGAGUUCACCGGCCCCAUCGUCAGCGAGAUCCUUAACGUCCGCCACAAGGCGGGCGUCUUCGACGACGAGACCUUCGUCGAGGCCCUCAACCGCGCAAGCAUCGAGCACGACGGCGUCAACAUCGCCAGCGGCUUCCUGCGUUUCCUCAGAGAAUGACAUGUUUCUCCCUCUAUUGGGUGUUUAGCUAAAUAGACUAGCGACUGAUUUAGAUACCAAC